Molecule: messenger RNA, 777 nt
Organism: Vitrella brassicaformis
Lineage: Eukaryota; Vitrellaceae
Source: the annotation of a GenBank genome assembly
CGGAUGGCGCUGGAAGGCCCAAUGGGUCCAUCGGCUGCGAUGCCAUGAGAGAUCUGUGGGUGUUGUCAUCAUUUCAUCGUCAUGCCGAUGGGCUCGGCUGCCAAGAGCUUGACGCCGCUGGAGGUGGUCUCGAAGAGGUCCGUGCAGGUGAUUGGCAUCUGCAGCUUGUGCGCAGCCUUCACACUCAACUACCUCUGGGUCGAAUCGGUAACCACACACACAACCACACACAGGCAGCUAGACAGACAGGCAGACAGACAGGCAGACAGGCAACACGAUGGGCCGGCAGCAACUGUCUGCCGGUCCGUCUGGGACUGGUGGUUGCUGAUGCGAUGAUUCACUGCAGGGCCGCCGGCGUGAGGAGCAGCUGCUUCGGGCUGAUCUGAGUCAGGCGAGGAAGCUCAACGACGAGCUGAUCCUGAAGGUGUCAGAACUCAAGGCCGAAAACAGUACUCUGAAGAAAAGGCUGCUGGACAUUAUGCGGGAAAGGACAAGGUGGUGGUAGCCAGCCACCGACAUGCCUGGUGCACGAUGGAGCACGGGACGCGCAGGACAGCGGACACAUGGCCUCUUGUUGUGUGUGUGGUGGUGUGUGCCGAUCAGAUCUUGUGUAUUCAUGAGUCGGCUGACAUGCGUUUUGAUGAGAUGCGAUGGCUCAGCCACACUUGCUUGCUGCGUGCGGCUGCCCUUUGGCCUGGUGACUGAUUGUGCCGACUGCCUGUACAUAUGUGCGUGUGGCGCUUCAAUGCCGACUCUCUUGCCCUCGUGCUGCUGCUG